GAGUGGAGAUGUGACGGGGUAACGUAGAAAGUGAGAGACCCGGAGGAAAGUUUGGAAGGAAGGGGGAGAUAGGGCAGUGGAGCUGCACGGAUGCUAGAGGGUUUGGGGGUUUCCCUUUCCCCUGUGGAAAGGCAGCAGAGUUAAGCAGUAUCAGUUGCAGCCAAUUUUAAUUGCCAGGCGCUUAGCUUUUAAUAGGGUGGGAAGAGCAGAAAGGAAUGGUCAUGUGGGUUUGGAGAAUUGGGGUUGAAUGAGGGUUCAACCGGAUUUGCUUUCCAAAACACUCUCUUGCUUACUGCUUCCUUGUUUUUCAUGAUUACAAAUAGGGAGAUUAGUAAAGCACUUUCCUAGGUUUGUGUGUGUGUGUUUCAAUUAGCAUUACAAGAAUGGGGAAAGAGACUUUUCUGGAGCCUUGUAUACCAAGGUGGAGGCUCUGGAAGCCUGAGGAGAAAAUAGAAGAGACAGACUGGCAUUUAGGUAAUCAGGCCAGUAAAUAUGCUUACCUUUACAGACCCUUCGUUUGCUCCUCAAGUUCUAGGAGGGGAGAGGGUGUCCAUGUGCAUAUUUAGAAAAAAAAAAAAAAAACCGUUUCCUACCGGAGUGUAGAAGUGAGUGGAUGCUGCCUCAGUAGUCAUUUUGUUCUCAUUGUGUGCUGAGGGAAAGAGGUGAAGCUCGAGUUUGAUUCUGGCCUGGAAGAGCCCUGGGAAGUUAAGUUUCUUGCAAAGAUCACUGGAGAUUGCAGCUGCUGAGCAGAGAUUCUGGAAAGCACUCUGUUUCUGAGCCCCUAGCAUGGCGAGCCUAAAGAGGCGGGCAAGCCAGGUGUGGCCGGAAGAGCGUGGUGAGCAGGAACACGGGCUCUACAGCCUGCACCGCAUGUUUGACAUCGUGGGCACCCACCUAACACACAGAGACGUCCGCGUGCUUUCCUUCCUUUUUGUUGAUGUUAUUGAUGACCAUGAACGUGGACUCAUCCGAAAUGGACGUGACUUCUUACUGGCACUGGAGCGUCAGGGCCGCUGUGACGAGAGUAACUUCCGCCAGGUGCUGCAGCUGCUGCGUAUCAUCACGCGCCAUGACUUGCUGCCCUACGUCACUCUCAAGAAGAGACGGGCUGUGUGCCCUGAUCUUGUGGACAAGUAUCUGGAGGAGACAUCAGUUCGCUAUGUGACCCCCAGAGCCCUCAGUGAUCCAGAGCCGAGGCCUCCCCAGCCCUCUAAAACAGUGCCUCCCCACUAUCCGGUGGUGUGCUGCCCCACUUCGGGUUCUCAAAUGUGUAGUAAGCGACCAGCCCGAGGGAGAACCACACUUGGGAGUCAGCGAAAACGCCGGAAGUCAGUGACACCAGACCCGAAGGAAAAGCAGACAUGUGACAUCAGGCUUCGAGUUCGGGCGGAAUACUGCCAGCACGAGACUGCUCUGCAAGGCAAUGUCUUCUCCAAUAAGCAGGACCCACUUGAGCGCCAGUUUGAGCGCUUUAACCAGGCCAACACUAUCCUCAAGUCCCGGGACCUGGGCUCCAUCAUCUGUGACAUCAAGUUCUCUGAGCUCACCUACCUCGACGCAUUCUGGCGAGACUACAUUAAUGGGUCAUUAUUAGAGGCACUGAAAGGCGUCUUCAUCACAGACUCUCUCAAGCAAGCUGUGGGCCAUGAAGCCAUCAAGCUGCUGGUGAACGUGGAUGAGGAGGACUAUGAGCUGGGCCGACAGAAACUCCUGAGGAACUUGAUGCUGCAAGCAUUGCCCUGACCUCCCCCUUCUCAACUUUCUGGGGACUGUUUGUUCUGUUACCUCUGGAGCUGACAUACUGUUCUGGGGUUUGUUCUCUACCCUUUCCAACCAAUCACACCGCCUUUUUUUUUUUUUUUUUUAAAGGAAAAGACAAAGGAAGGUGGAAGUGGUGUCCCUGCCCUCCCUGCACCCAUGUGCCUGGGCUUCCCCAUUUCCUGUUGCCACUUACCCUAAUGUGUGUCUUCAGCCACCUUACCACUGAGCCGUAAGACAAGUGUAUAGGGACAGAGUCUCUGGAACAUAGCCUUUGUAAGGGAUUGAACACUGCUUCCAGGUGCAUUGAGGGGUAAUCAAUACUUAUGGCUUUAUGAGGGCUCUUAAAUUUUGUCUGAAAAACCAAAGGGCUGUGAGUAAAGGAGCUUGUGGAAGGUGGGACUCUGAAGUGUAUUUUGGAAAUUAAUUACCACCUUCUUCCAAAUUAUAGAAUUUUUAAAAAACAAAUAAGCUGUGGCCCUUUGCACUCUCUCCUGCCUCAGGUGCUGCUCCUCUGCCUUCCCUUCAUUCCAUAGCUUGAAACUGCUGCCUGGUAUGGUAUGGAUCCCUCCUUUUCCCCUUGUCAGAUCUUCAGCAGACUUCAGAGGAUUGGGCCAGCCUAAUUACCCUCCCAACUAUGCUGUGUAGUGAACACCAAUACACGGAUGGGUGGAGUAGAGGUUGCUAGUUAGUGCACACUUUCUCUGAAGAGGAGGGGCUGGGGGUGUGACAUUUUCCUUCCCUCUUCCAGUGAAAAUAAAUUCUUACCCCACCCCAAGGGGUAGGAAUUUUCCCUUUGCUUCCUUCUGGCUUGAGAGAAAGUGGGGUAUUUAGUAUCAGCUCCUCCUGUUCCUCUAUCCUCCCUUCUCCCACACUGGAGAACAGGGCCGGUACACACACUAAGCAUCGCACUUUCUUAGGUACGGAGGCAUGUUUGAGCCAGGAAGCUUACAAGAGAAGCCUACUCAAUCAAGCAGGUACAAUUCCACCUCCCCAUCCAGCCCCCAAGAGAGAUGUCCAGACAUUAUGAUUAUUAUAUAUUUUUUUCAAUGCCAGUGCUGCUCAGCCCUCAGCAUAACUUCAGUUUUCAUGAAAUAAACAGUGACUAUAUGAAAUUCCA
Messenger RNA from Arvicanthis niloticus (Nile rat), 2878 nucleotides. NCBI's taxonomy places the organism in Eukaryota, Metazoa, Chordata, Mammalia, Rodentia, Muridae. The record is from RefSeq and is a predicted model, not a curated record.